This is a messenger RNA of Somion occarium, 1586 nucleotides long. NCBI's taxonomy places the organism in Eukaryota, Fungi, Basidiomycota, Agaricomycetes, Polyporales, Cerrenaceae. The record is from the annotation of a GenBank genome assembly.
AAUACACCCUUUUCCUUGAACGUCCACAUUGUCGAAGACGUGGCGGACGGCGACGAGGACAGUUGCAGCUUUCACUUGUUUCCGCUUAUCAUUCAUUUGAAGACAUUGUCAAGCCUAUGACGACCUGAAGUACCGAUUAUGGGCGACUUAACUAUCCUCUAUGGAGGCUUGUCACUCCUUGCAGCCGCUUUGAUAUCCAGCCGCGGGCCACCUAUGUGGUGUGCGCCGCGGCGAAGACGAAGCUUUCUGGUCAGGUCGACUCGGUCGACCGGCACUGAUGGCCCUAUUUCUCAAAUCUCGUUCUCGUAUGCAUGACUGAAUUCACACAGUUCUAUACAGUGCUGGUCUUCUGGUCGCCUGAAUCAAUAGUUCCUUCGGAAUCUGAGAAGAAGUAUCUUUCGAAACAGUCACCUUCGAAACCGCUGCCUCUUGGUUCCAUUCGGAGCGAUGUUGCCGAAGUGGACUUGACAGUCGUUAUACCUGCAUAUAACGAAACAUCACGACUUCCUGAUAUGUUCACUUCGACCAUGAAUCAUCUCUCCAGUAUACCCAAACGUACAUACGAGAUUCUCAUCGUGGACGAUGGCUCGACGGACGAUACCUCGGAGAUUGCUCUCAAAUUAGCAACCCAAUACCCAGACUGUGAUAUUCGUGUCGUUACGUUGAAGAAGAACCUGGGGAAAGGAGGUGCGGUGCGACACGGAAUGUUGCACGGUAGAGGUCGAAGAUUGCUUUUCGCGGACGCGGACGGGGCAAGCCGAUUCGAGGAUUUAGAGUUGUUGUGGGCUGCCAUGGAUAAGAUUGCUCGGGAUGAUCGGGCUGCUAUCGCUAUUGGAAGUCGCGCGCAUCUUGUCAAAACGGAAGCGGUGGUCAAACGUUCGUUCCUCCGGAACGUACUUAUGUACGGUCUCCAUACCAUUCUUCGCAUCGUCGGUGUCGGGCACAUUCGAGAUACUCAAUGCGGCUUCAAGCUCUUCACCCGCCGAGCUGUGCAACAAAUCUUCCCCUACCAACAUCUUCCUACGUGGAUUUUCGACGUCGAGCUCCUUUUGCUUGCGAAACAGUUAUCAAUACCCGUAGAGGAAGUUUCGAUCGAGUGGCAUGAGGUCUCUGGGAGUAAACUCAAUGUCGUCACGGACUCGCUGCAGAUGCUGAGGGAUCUGCUUAUUCUGAGGGUGAACCUCCUCCUGGGAAGGUGGAAAGUUGCCCCUUCGCCGCCUGCAUGUCAAUAGAAUUGCUGGAAUCGAUUCCUGUCCUGCUUGCGUUCCUGUAGGCUUUAGCCUCUAUGGGGUGCUGGAAACUGAGAUUAAAGAAUUGCCGUAUUGCCAAAUAUCCAUGAGUACUUGUGUGUCUUUCCUUCCCGGCAACGAUACCCGACUUCGCGCCAAGAAGCAGCGAAGCUUCUAACGAUCGACGUUGGGCUUCGAGCGACGAGCGUCUCUUUUCAGUAGAAGACAUGCUUGUGAGCUGUGCAUCCAUAAUUAUGCAUAAAGAGGCCUCGAUACACUCUAGGGAGUUGCCGGAGGUACUUUAGGAUGGACACCGAAUGAAAUGAAAACGCAAACGAAAUUGCUGUUGGCUCACUC